AUGAGCUCGCAGUUCAAUCAGGAAGAAGGCGCGCAGACUUCUUUAGCGGAAGAGUUGCGCACCACCACGCGACAGCAACACCACGCUUUGAACGCGCAGAUCACUCCACGUCUGCCACUAUGUCUGCCUCCAAUCGCAGAUAGUCCACUCAUUUAUGUUAAAGGUAUGAUAGUGUUUGGCCAGAUAUACAUCGCCUUCGAAGGAUUUUGGGAGACACAACUCGCUUUUCCUCAGUUAAAUCAGCGACUGCUUCAGAUCUAUGAGAAUGUACACUUUCCAUGGCUGCUCAGGUCCCGCCAGUUACGACACGACAUUGACGCCCUGAAGUCAGACCUCUUACGGUCUCAAAUUCAAGAACUUGAAGUUUUAGUCGACGAGUCCAGGGGGUUUCGUCUGCAAGUUGAAAGGUCAUUAUCAGCGAGACCACAUGUCCUGCUGGCUUAUACUUGGACGAUGUACCUUGCUCUUUUCAACGGCGGUCGUUGGAUUCGAGGGCAGCUUGUCUCCGCAGGCCCAGAGUUCUGGCGUGGAAGUACACUUCCGUUGUCCUUUUGGGAAUUUCGAAAGGAAGGAGAGGUCGAUGUUGGCGAUGAGCGCCUUAAAGAAGAGUUCAAAGAGAAAUUUCAGGGCGCAGCUUCCAUCCUCACCGAGGAGGAAAGUCGAAAUGUCGUUGAGGAGACUAUGAAAUUAUUCGACAUGUGCUCACAAAUGGUGGAAUUUCUAGACAACAAGACCGCGACGUCCCCGUCCCAAAAGGCUUUUGCUGAGUCCCCGUCGCUUCUCACUGCUUCCCAACUCAAGGACUCAAUUGUUGCGAACUCGACGGCGCCUUCUCUUUGGCAAUGCCUGACCUCUGUUUGUUCCUCGAUAAAGACAACGACAAGCACAGCACUGCGCGGUAAAGCCUCCUCGGCAGGCUGA
This is a messenger RNA of Cladophialophora psammophila CBS 110553, 921 nucleotides long. RefSeq lists its product as uncharacterized. The coding region runs from base 1 to 921 and encodes 306 amino acids. Lineage: Eukaryota; Fungi; Ascomycota; Eurotiomycetes; Chaetothyriales; Herpotrichiellaceae. Gene Ontology annotation, biological process: heme oxidation. The transcript has a single exon. The record is from RefSeq and is a predicted model, not a curated record. Gene Ontology annotation, molecular function: heme oxygenase (decyclizing) activity.